AAAAGUCCUACUGGAACAUGUCCUCCCGUCGGAGCGGCUGGUGACGAACUUUCUCCCCCGAGAUGAACCAGAACUCGUAUUUCGCUCGUGUUCUUCUGUUUCCAGCGGCUGAUCCCGAAACAAGCCGAUCACGGACCAAGAUCACGUGACAACCGUAGACCGCUGCGUCCGCCCUGACGCCUUCAAAAUAAAACGAUCUAGUACUUUAUUAUUGUUUUUAAACAUCGCGUUUUUAAAUUUUACAUCGGGGUCGACGCAGCAGCGAGAGAAAGGAAAAGAGUGAGGCUAACAGCGCAAAGUAAAAUAAUUCAAGGUAAAAUUAGGUUAGAAAAAUAAUGGUUUCCAAAUUUAAAUAGCUGAAAACCCAGAGAUUAUAUUAUAUUCGGUUUUCUAACUGCACCCGUUGUUAUUUUACUUGUAAUGUAAUCUCUCAAACUGUCCCUACAUCUGUUCCUUUCUCAUCUUAAAAUCAUAAUAACAAAAAUUUAAUGAGACCGGAAGUCGUGUUUGUUGUUGCCGGAUGUGCCCGCGCGCUCUCCCGCUUGACUGUGGCUUCCUGACGGCGUGUCUGCACGUGUCCGUGGAUUCAUUGAGGACUUGUGCUGUUUUCUCGUCGCCGGUGUGUUUUCAAGCGUCGCCGUGUUUCGGUCGCUGUGCUCGGUUUGUCGUCGGGGCUUCGGAGUCCGUGUCACGAUGUUCGGAAGAAGAAAACCCCGGUUUAUUCCGUGCUAGCUAACAGCGGAGCUAACGUUAGCCUAGCCCGGGAACAACAUGUUCAGACCCGGGCAGCGACACGUCCUUCGCUAGUUCCACUCAUCAUUGACAUGGAGCACCAGUUCCCUCCGCAGCUGUUCCCCUCGUUUUAUAACAGCGGACCUCCGGAGUCUGUCCUGAGACACUGCGCCGGAGACUGGGGCUGCUACGACCGCGUGAGAGCGGAGUGCGGCUCUGGUCGUGCCUCCAACUGGACCUUUACACCCAGACAUCAGGUCAGAGGGGAAACGUGGCGUCACACUGAGCCUCUACCAGUUCCCCUCCUGCGUCCUAGAAAGACGUUCCUGUGGCCUUCAAAGCCUCCAGAUCCACUGGACUUCAGAGAACAUAUGCAGAACUUCUUCAUGGAUCACUCUCAGGACGCAUUUGGGUACAUGGGAGAAAUUCUCAGCGAAAACUUCAACUUUAAAGAAGGAACGAGAGAAAGAAAUCAGAAGAACUCUGUCAACAUGGGGAAGAUGAAGAAUGUCCUCGAUAUGCUGGAGUUUCAAAUGUGUCACAAGUCGAACUGGUCCUCAAAACUGAACGGGUUCGGUGCGCUGCUGUCGGACGUUGUGCAUUCGGUUCCUCCUGAACUGUUGGGUUCUCUGCUGUAUGAGGAGCUGACGGAGCAGAGAGAACGUAUGCUCUUCUUUGAAGGAGCCACAGGCGGCGCUCUGGCCUUCAUCCCCUUCUCUGAGGGCGGCAGCUCUCAGCACGGCUGCCUCCUCUACCCCGGAAACAAAGGGCUGAACCGACUGAACUUCCACAAUGUGGAGCUGCAGCACUGCAGAGGACGCUCCUCCGUUCUGACGGCCGGCGGCAGCGACCCGAUCCGGUUCCAUCUGAAAGGUCCGAUCAGACAGAUCAGCUCCGCCUCUCUGUUCAACAACUGUUGUGUUGCCGUGCGGUCGGAUCACCUGUGCGGAGUUUGGAGGUUCGGCGAAGGAAACGAUCCUCGUCUGCUUCAGGUCGUCAACACCGCAGAGGUCGCGACCUGCGUCAGCGCCAGUCCUCAUGUUUUAGGUGAAGUCCUGGUGGCGAGUGAGAGCGGAGCAGCGAACCUGUGGACUGUUGGCAAAGGGAUGCAGAAGGUUCGGGAGGAGGAUUCCAAUCUGUACUUCAAUGCCAAGUCGUCGUGGCGAUGGUGCGAAUUCUCCGCCCAUCCCAGGGUGAUGCUGUACGCAGACAGGACGGGGGUGGAGUUCACAGACAUCAGGUCGAGUCCCGUCAGCUGUCACACCCUGUUUCGCAUCAGCAACACGUCAGAGUGUCGGAGCGGAGAGAGGCUCAUCCUGUCCAGAUAUCUGGGAGACGUCCACUCCUUCCACCACCUCAUCACCACUCAGUACUCGGCCUACGUCAUGGACGAGCGUUUCCCCUGCGUGCCCAUGCUCAAGUGGGAUCACAUGAUGGAGUCCCCGCCGUUGUUCUGUCACGUCCUCCCCGGCUCCGCCUCCUCUGGUUCGGUUGUGGGAGGGGAUAGAACCACCAAGGUCGUGUUGGGCUCGUACAGUUCCCAGGAAAUCACCAUGCUGCAGUACUCAGGAGGUCGAGUCGAGGCCUGUUUCAGUCGAGGUCCUCCUCUGGCUCUGCACAGACCCAGAGAGAGUCUGAGACACCUCCCCGUCCAGAUUCCUCACCGCCUGGAUACCGCCACCAACAGACUGUCCUCACCUGCUGCAGGUCUGACGUGUGUUCAGAAGAAAGGAGGAGAGGAGUGUCUCUGUGUCGUACAGCUCACAGAGGCCGGAGAUAUUUUCUACCAGAUCCUCGAGCCGGAUCAUCCAGACGCCGACACGUCUCGACCUCCGGCAGCAGAGACGCUGCCUCGACGGAAAGACGCGGAGACACCAGAGAGAACACCAGCAGAACAUCUCGCACAGGACGCACAGCUCGUUGUAACGGACACGACGAGUGAUGAGGACGUGAUCGGACCGACUCAGGUUGUGCCGAGGUACGUGGCUGAAACACCGGAGAGGGAGCAGACGUCUGACUCCGAGGAUUCAGAGACGGAAGCGAAAAGUCGUUGGCGGAAGCGGUUGGAGCUGCAGGUGAUUGUGAAUGAUGAUCCUGAGCCGGACCACGUGGCUGAUUUGGACAGAGGAGAGACAGACGGAGCUGAAGCCGGUAAAGAACCCGGCGGAGCGGAGGAAACGCUCCGCAGCUCCAGCAGCUCAGGUCGCGUCGGUCCCCCCGAGCAGGCGACUGACGUGAAGCCCAGCAAAGACGUUCUCGUCACCUGGAAACACUGGCUCCAGAGACUGAGGAAGAAGAGCCGUGGGAAGAGGCCCCGCCUACAUUUCACAACCAGAACUGACGGUCUUCUCCAGCUGCCCGGUGGCGACGCGAGAGUUUCUUCAGAGGACGAGCGCGUGCAGAGCCUGAGGCGAGAUCUGAGAGCGUGCAUGUCCAACCGCUCGCUGCUGCUUCACAGCGCUGUGUCCGCCUCCCUCAGAGCUCCAGACUCUGUGCCGCUGCCAGACGUGGUGGACACGGAGGCCUGGACAGAUGAGCUCAGCCAGCGCCUCAAGCUCUCCUGGCAGAGUGAGGACGCGUGGCGGGCGUGGUGGGAGGACAAGCUGGGGCUGAACAAGGAGGAGAAGGUGAAGGCUCUGAGGAGGAAGAGGAGGAGGGAGAAGGAGGCGAAGCGAGCCUCCGGCCAACGCCGGGAGCUGUCGGGGAGCUUCACCUCAUCCGUCAGCUACCAGGACCUGGGCGGUUACUCCGAUUCAGCUGGCUGGUCCUCUGCGGCGAGCCAGGGGGGGUGGUCUGACAGCGAAGGCUUGAUGCCACUGUCUGUGCGCGGGACGCCGGGAGCCACCACACCCUCCACCGUGACGUGUGAAACCCCAGUUCCCACGCCAACCACCACACCUGUGAAAGGUAAACAAGGCGACCAGCAGACUCCCAGCACCUCCUGCACCCAGAGGCCGGAGGCCACAUCGGCCAAUCGCAGGAGCAGCAAACGUCCAGCAGAGGACGAUCUGUUUACACCACAGGUGAGAAACUUUAACUUCCUGGGGGAGGAGGGCGGCGUGCGAUCCCCUCGGAGGACGCCACGGGUGGAUCUGUCCAGGGACGACUUCGUGUGGUCGGGUUUCUCCCAGUCGCUCUCCCAGGGUUCACAGGGUCGACCGGGGCUGUCGCAGUCAUCGCAGGCGUCUCAGAAGAAGAAGAAGUCACGAAUGGGAUUUUGAUGGAUUUGGAAUUUCCUCUGCAAUGACAAGAGACGGUUUCGUUUUUAUUUUUUUGUCUUUGUUUUGGAUCUUUAUUGGUUUUUAUUCUGGAUUAACUCUGGAUCCCUGAAGAAGACGUGAGGCUGAAGGAGGCUGAGUUUGAGGAGUGAGUCGAAUUUAUUACACUUGUUUUGUGGUCAUGGCUUUUGUUUGCUCUGGCGAUUGUGUGUGUUUGUGUGUUUGUGUGAGUUAUAAUUUGUGUUUUUCCUCGACUCGAGCAGAACUUAUUGAUUUCACGUCAUUUCUUAAAGCUCCCACUCAAAACACUGAGACUGCUCCUGCUUGUGAUCAGACUUUGUGCCUGUGCUCAGAUAUUUGGUCGCUUUGACUCAUUUCCUGCGCUUUAGCUCAAAUAAUGUUAUGAUAUUGAAAAGUCAUUAAAAAGUAUGAAUCAUUAGAAAUAAUCUACACAACUCGAUUUGCUUGUUUCUCUGGAAACCGUCGUCGUCUCUGUGAACGACUCGCUGGUUUAACUGAGGUCGGACUCAGUUGUUUGUUUGUGUCUCAAGUUAAAGAGAAUCUGUUGUUGAAAGGAUUUUUUUGUAUAUAAGGAAUUUUGACAUCCUCCCGUCUUGUGACCUUGACUCUGUGUGUUUGAUUAGUUGAAGCUGUUUGACUGAAAUGUUUAAUUCUUAGUCUGGUUGUUAUGGGAUUUAUUGUCGUUCUCCGACAUCAAUCUAGUUUUUCUGUCUUGGUAAAAGAAAGGUCACUUCAGUGGCUGAAUUACUUUUAUAAACCAUUUAUACUUUUGCUUUUCUACACAAACAAAGAACUGAAUUUCUCAAUAAAAACAGAAGAUGA
Molecule: messenger RNA, 4793 nt
Organism: Paralichthys olivaceus (Japanese flounder)
Lineage: Eukaryota; Metazoa; Chordata; Actinopteri; Pleuronectiformes; Paralichthyidae
Gene: taf1c
Product: TATA-box binding protein associated factor, RNA polymerase I subunit C
Biological process (GO): transcription by RNA polymerase I
Cellular component (GO): fibrillar center
Molecular function (GO): protein binding; RNA polymerase I core promoter sequence-specific DNA binding
Source: RefSeq, a predicted model, not a curated record